Molecule: messenger RNA, 6202 nt
Organism: Hypanus sabinus (Atlantic stingray)
Lineage: Eukaryota; Metazoa; Chordata; Chondrichthyes; Myliobatiformes; Dasyatidae
Gene: sgsm3
Product: small G protein signaling modulator 3
Exons: 25
Coding region: 2505-4769 (754 amino acids)
Molecular function (GO): protein binding
Source: RefSeq, a predicted model, not a curated record
UUUUACUCGCAGCUCUUGGUGUCUCCUUAUUGUAAAGGUCAUUUAAGGAAGUGAUUCCACUAGGAAAAUAGAAAGCUUUGCAUUUAUACAGACCUGUUUCCAAUCUCAGAACACUUAAGUGAUCGACAACAGUAAGGUUGGAUCACUUCUUGGACAAUAUCAAAUGAGCACAAACCAAAAAUUAAUCAUCCAAGAGGUCAAAAUUGUAAGUACAGAAUUUCCAUUCACAUUUCUUUCUUAAUAUCCGCUUUAUUCCUAACACCUAAUAAGUACAACUGGGGACGUUUUUCUCUACAUUCAUUGUACCAUCGAUUUUCAAGAACGCAGGUUCAGCCGCUGUGGCCAUUGCCUGAGAGGAUUUGGGGCUGCACUGAACCUUCGCGUCAGAUUGAAGUAGCAGAGCCCGGGCUCGAGUGUGGAUAACAAACUGAUGUUUGAUAGACUGUCCCACGCACCAAAUAGUCUGCAUAAUAAAAAAAAAUGCCUAACAUCUCCUUUAAAUUUCCCCCCCUUUCACCUUAAAUGCGUGUUGUUUGGAAUUAGCUAUUUCUACCCGAGGGAAAAGAUUCAGUCUCCUUUAUCUGUGGCUCUCAUAAUUUUAUAAACUUCCACCAGGUUUCCCUUCGGCAUCUAGUGGGCUGCUGGGCGGUACAGUUCAUUGGGCUGGAAAGGCCUGUUCCGCACUGUAUCUCUAAAUAAGCAAUAAAUACAUCUGAGAAAGGACCAGGGGAAACCGUGUCUUCACCCUGGAGGGCAGCUGAAAUCAACUUAGUCAAUAUAUUCAAAAGGUCAGAUAAAAUUCUGAGAACCAGAAGCAAGCCAUCUUUUGGGUUAGUGGUGGAGAGGAGGUCACUAAACGAACUGUUAUCCAUUAUAGACAAUCAGGCACGUCCUCUCCAUGACCAGCUGAAUAAGCAGCAGAGCCCCCUUUCAAACAGACUCGUUCAGCUCCGCUGUCUCAAGGAAUCGUUACAGAAAAUCUUUCCUAUCAACUGCAAUAAGCAUAUACAGUAGUUCAACAGAAGAACACACAUCAUCAUAUAAUCCUCUGUUACUAUUUUGUACAUUAUUGCACAUAAAUUAUUAUUGUGCAUAUUGUAAUUCUGUACUUUAUUAUUAGUUAAUAUUAUUAUAUUUAUUAUUGCUAAGUGUGUUUUUAAAUGUUGCUGCUGAAUUGAAAUAAUUUCCCAUUCGGAAUCAAUAAAGUACUUAUUAUUAUUAUAUGUUGAAAAAGAAAACAGGGUAUUAAAUUUGGGAAAUCAGCCAUGGCAGAACUAAUGAUGAAGAAAAGCCCAUUUCUGCCGAGAUUUUCUAUGUUCUAUUCCUAUAUGAAGGUUAGGGGAGAAGACAAACAGCAGACAGCAACUGAUCCCAGCGAGACAGACUGGAGCAGUCCCACAAUCAGACCUUCAGUGUCGGUGGCCUCUCAAGCUCUGCCAAUCUCAUUUCAGAGGGUCUGGUCAACCGUCCAUUCAUCUCCAUAGAUGCUGCCUGACCCGCUGAGUUCAUCCAGCAUCUUGUGUGUGUUGCUCUGGAUUUCCAGUACCUGCAGGAUCUCAUUUCAGACCAUGACAUGAACCCCCUGCCCCGCUGUGCAGAGGGAGGAUGUGAUUCAGUCAAGCAGAGCGGGUGUGUGAGAACACGGCCAACAGAAUACGAUGUGGACAAAUUACAGGUUGCUCACUUUGACGAACAAAAUCUGCAGAGUAUAUUGAUGCGCCAAAACACAAGUCAUUUAAAGCUGAAACCCAGGUGUAGAAAACUGUUAGGAAGGCUCGAUUACGAGAGGGUCUGCGUACAGGAAUACAGGCGUUUUGCAGUAUUUAUAUAGCGCCUUGGUGAGAUCUUCAUCCUCCUUACCUGACAAAGAUUUACUUGCUAGGCUGGCUCCAGGUUUGCUAUAGGAGGAGAGAUUGAGCAGACUGGGAACUGUACUCGCUCGAGUAAAGCAAUUGCUUUCAAAGCGGCGGGAGGAAGGAAUGAUCUUGGCGUGGGAUGCGGGAUUUUAAAAAAUUGUUUCGCUGUCUUAGCUUUUAAAUAAACACUGGUCCCUCAGAGUGGAGAAUGUCCGCCGGAGUGGAGGACGGGGAGAGGAAUUGAGGGGCGGGAGCAGAGGCCGGCACUGAGACUAGGGGACACCCGACCCCCGAGUGAGGGACAGGCCGGGGCCGGGGCCGGGGCCUCCACCUUAACCCGGACUUCCGCCUCGGACCCGACGCGGCGUAAGUGGUUCCGGGUGAAGCAGUGACGUGUCAGCUGGAGCGAAGUGGCGACAGCAAAUGUCUCUGACUCCACAUCAUCAAAAUGGAUUCCAAAUGAAGUUCUGCUCUUGGUAAUUCGGAUCCAGCCAGGAUCAGAGACUCCAGUUGUGUGAUGGUGAUCUGCGGGAGUAACCCUUGUAACAGCUCAUGGUCUGCCGACUGUUCUUUCAGUGCGGUGAACAAUUGAGGCAAGGGAAACACAGCAGAGGCUUGUAAACUGGGAACCCUGCUGCUUGUGGCAAAAUGACUUCAGGCAGCAGUGCCCCUCCUGGUAGCGGCCCCUUUACAGCAUUGACUCCAAGCAUGUGGCCACAGGAUUUAAUGACCAAGAUCUCCCAGGAGGAUUCUGUAGCACACCCAGAGUUCCAGUACGAUGUGUUUGGAUUCCGUAUAGAAAAAGAAGAUGGAUCAGAAACAAAUCACCGGAGAGUUCUUGGAAUCCCACUCCCAGAAGAUCCUCAGCAGAGGCUGAGAUGGCAAGCAUACCUUGAGUUCACGCACAAUCACGACGUCGGCGAUCUGACGUGGGAUAAAAUUGACGUAGUACUGCCGCGCUCUCAGAAACUGCGAACUUUGGUCCUUUCCGGGAUUCCGCACUCCUUGCGACCGCAGAUCUGGAUGCGGUUGUCAGGAGCUCUGCAGAAGAAACGGAACACUGAAACCUCAUACCGUGACAUCGUCAAAAACAGCUCCAACGAUAGUGGCAUUGCAGCUAAACAGAUCGAAAAAGACCUGCUGCGUACAAUGCCAAGUAACACCUGUUUCUCCAACAUGGACAGCAUUGGUGUCCCAAGAUUACGGCGAAUCCUGCGUGGGCUGGCAUGGCUAUAUCCAGAGAUUGGUUACUGCCAGGGAACUGGAAUGGUUGCAGCUUGUCUGCUGCUGUUCCUCGAGGAGGAGGAUGCCUUCUGGAUGAUGUGUGCCAUCAUUGAAGACCUGGUUCCUCCUUCAUAUUUCAGCACCACGCUGUUGGGGGUGCAGACUGACCAGCGUGUUCUCCGACAUCUGAUAGUACAAUACCUUCCCCAGCUGGACAAACUUCUCCAGGAACAUGACAUAGAGCUGUCCUUGAUCACCCUGCACUGGUUCUUGACAGCAUUUGCCAGUGUAGUACAUAUCAACAUCCUCCUCCGGGUCUGGGACCUUUUCUUCUGCGAGGGCUCUGUUCUGCUCUUCCAGAUCACUUUGGGAAUGCUGAAAAUGAAGGAAGAGGAACUCAUCCAGUCAGAAAAUUCAGCUUCCAUCUUCAACACGUUGUCAGACAUUCCAUCGCAGAUCGAAGAUGCCGAUUCUCUCAUAAAGGAGUCGAUGAAGAUCGCUGGGUCACUGACAGAUGUGAUGAUUGAAGCGCAGAGGAGCAAACAUCUGGCCUAUUUGAUAGCAGAGCAGGGCCAGCUGAACAACUCCCAGUUGCCACUGCCAAACUUCAACAAGAUAGUUCGACGACAGUCCCAGCGCAGGAAGUCCGGCCUGGGAGCUCUGCUCUUCGGGGACAACGAAGAUGCAGAGGCACUCAAGGCAAAGAACAUUAAGCAGACAGAGUUGGUGGCAGAUCUGCGAGAGGCCAUCCUUCAAGUAGCUCGGCACUUUCAGUGCCUGGACCCCAAAAACUGUACCAUUGAGCUGAUGCCGGAUUAUUCCAUGGAGAGCCAUCAGAAAGACCACGAGACCUACAUCGCUGUGUCCCGAAAUCGAAAGCGCAGAGCCAAAGCUCUCCUGGAUUUUGAACGCCAUGAUGACGAUGAGCUGGGAUUCCGAAAAAAUGACAUCAUCACGAUUAUCUCUCAGAAGGAUGAGCAUUGCUGGGUGGGAGAGCUGAAUGGACUACGAGGCUGGUUUCCUGCGAAGUUUGUGGAGAUCCUGGACGAACGUAGUAAAGAGUAUUCUAUGGCUGGAGAUGAUUCGGUUACGGAAGCUAUCACAGAUUUGGUACGGGGAACACUCUGUCCUGCACUCAAGGCGAUAUUUGACCAGGGUUUGAAGAAACCAUCCAUUCUCGGUGGUCCAUGUCACCCCUGGCUUUUUAUUGAAGAGGCUGCAGGGAAGGAGGUGGAGCGAGACUUCGACUCAGUGUAUUCCCGACUGGUGCUGUGUAAGACGUACAGGCUGGAUGAAGAUGGCAAGGUGCUGACGCCCGAGGAGCUCCUAUAUAGAGCUGUGCAGUCCGUCAACGUGAGUCAUGAUGCUGCCCACGCACAGAUGGACGUGAAGUUUCGAUCGCUGAUCUGCGUGGGGCUGAAUGAGCAGGUGCUGCCCCUGUGGCUGGAGGUGCUCUGUUCAAGUAUACAGACCGUGGAAAAGUGGUACCAGCCAUGGUCGUUCCUCCGCAGUCCCGGAUGGGUCCAGAUCAAGUGUGAGCUAAGAGUGUUGUCCAGGUUUGCCUUCAGCCUUUCACAGGACUGGGAGCUCCCUGUCAAGAAAGAGGAGAAAGAGAAAAAACCUCUGAAGGACGGAGUCCAGGACAUGUUGGUGAAGCACCACCUCUUCAGCUGGGACAUCGAUGGUUAACUAGCCACACUCCUCCAAUCAAACAAUCGCACUCCAAACCCACACUGGCGGUUGGCACUACAGGUGUUUGUGUACAUAGCACACCAGCUUUGUAUGCAUACACCCUAAAGGGAAGGAGACAGUCACCUCGACAAGGAAUGUUGCAUCAUUAUGAUUCUUAAAACUUUUGGGAACUAAUAUUCUGUUCUUCUCCUUGCUGUCUGUAAAAUAAGUUCAGUUACACAGCAUCCUUACCUAAUUCUCAUUGGUGGCAAUUGGUAACUUGGUUUCAUCUGGGUCAAUUGACCUGCACUGUAAUCUUUCCCCAUUCCUGUUCCCUGCCCUGCUGGGGGGGCACUUUGUGCAUCAGAUCAGAACCGGGAUUUCCGCCCGUUCCUGCAGAGCUUGGCUGGAGGUGUUAUCAUGCCUGGAGUAAGGAAGUGACAAGCUGCGCAGUUACAGUACGUCGGUGCGGUGGUGAGCGGGUUUGAAAAGGGUUUGGGACACAGUAAAAACUUUACAAGAGACGAGGAAACGAUUCAUAAUACUCUGUGUCCUAAGGCAAAAGUCACCAGUUGGCUACUACCAACCCCUCAGUGUUGUUACUUCACGAGGAAACUAGCCAACAGCGAAAGGCGCCUUAUCAAUCAGUCCUCUGCAGUAGCUGUGUAUGUACAGCUAAUAAAGAUAAAAUUCCAGCAGCCUGCAUGAUUAGGAUGCUUGGAAUCCAACACACUCUGUUCAGUUCCAAUAAAUAGAACCCGCGCAGAGUAUCCCACCAGUGCCGUAGCAUACGGGGUAACCGUGGGACCCAGGGCAAUUAUCUGAGACAUUUUAAACAGACUUGUUUAAGUCCCUUUGAGUCCCUGAUUAAACAGUUGUCAGAAGUCAUUCCAUAACAGGACGGCUUUGACCUCUGUCCCAGGCGAUGCCUGUGUCCAGGGAAUUAGCACGCCCUCUUUUCACAGUUACCCCUCAGUUCUAAUGCUCCCCUUCUCCAAGUCUCUGGUGUUUGGACUCUACCCUGAUGCCUUUAGUGGCUUGUCCAGUGUGGGAACCUGAGCUCCCCGGCACUAACAGCAUGCCUGCCCACAGCUCCUUCCUUGAGACCCCACCUGAUGCCGGUCAACGUCAGCAGCCAAUGACAGUGCAGAACACUGAAACAACUGCUGAGGUUGUCAAAUGGCGCAAAAUUGUCCCCUUCUCCAGCACACGGAGGGCAGACUGGAGGGAACUUCAUUCAGAGUUUAACUUGAGGAUUGUAUUGCAGUGCAGGUGUGUGGGAAAUCAGAUCUUAGAGAUUAGUCCACAGUUUGAGUCUGAUGAUAGCAGGUUUUAAUUUAUUCCUUGCCUUCCCUGAUUUUUAUUUGAUCAUUACCCAGUCUGUAUGUAAAAACUUUAUAUCGUGUGAGCUAUUUGUAUAUAAGUAAUAAAGGAACCCUGGUUUACUGGCA